AUGACACUUUUUUCAUCAAUCUCAUCAAUUUCAAGUCCAAUGACAAGUUCAAAAUCCAGUAUUGCCUCGUUUGGUAGUGGGACAAGUAUGGGUUCUAAUUCAAUUGCAUGUGGUGGCGGUUGUGGUGGAGGAAGUGGAAGUAUUCUUGGAUUAGGUUUAGGUCUAGGAUUAGAUUUAACUGGAGGUUCUAGAUCAAGCGGUGCUUGUGGUAGUAAUCGUGGAUCUGGUAAUCGUGGCCAUGGUCAUGGUCAUGGAAGUAUGGGUGGAGGAAAUGGUUCAUGUUGUGGUAUUUAA
Molecule: messenger RNA, 294 nt
Organism: Dictyostelium discoideum AX4
Lineage: Eukaryota; Evosea; Eumycetozoa; Dictyosteliales; Dictyosteliaceae
Product: coiled-coil family protein
Exons: 2
Coding region: 1-294 (97 amino acids)
Source: RefSeq, a predicted model, not a curated record